Endocarpon pusillum Z07020 is the source of this 2736-nucleotide messenger RNA. RefSeq lists its product as uncharacterized. The transcript has a single exon. NCBI's taxonomy places the organism in Eukaryota, Fungi, Ascomycota, Eurotiomycetes, Verrucariales, Verrucariaceae. The coding region runs from base 1 to 2736 and encodes 911 amino acids. The record is from RefSeq and is a predicted model, not a curated record.
AUGGCAGAAAACGACUUACCUUCCCUUCCGCCUCCGCUGGCCGAUAGCUACCGGCACUACAAAGACCUGACCCGCUCCUUUGCCACAUGGCUUGCCGGUACUGGCGAGAGAUAUGGAUUCCGCCUGUCUACAGCUAAUCAAACGACAAAUCGUCCUUCUGAGCUUUCAUCCGAUAAAGCAAAUCCCCGCCUCAAGGGCAAAGCAAGGAAACUGGCCAGAGAUGCAGAAAAAAGAGCGCAAAAUAAGAGCUCUUUGACAAAGACUUUGCUGCUGAAGGAUUUCAUUCCAUUAGCCAAGCAUAUCGCCUCUUCAAAACCUCCCCCGAAUGUACCUUCAUCGGUCCUAAUGAAGCUGGAACGAGCUAUAGAUCUGAGACGACGUUGUGCUUCAUGGUUCAACACAAAAGUGCAAUCAACUGCUUCACUCGCCAGCAACGCAUCCCAUGAGCACUUCAUCAACAUUCUGAAUACCGUUCUAGACAUAUUGAAACCGCUAUGCAGCCAAAGCACUGGCUCGGGACACGGGAAGAAUAAUACCACCAACGGCAACGAAGGGGAAGAAGGUGUUGAACCUCAGCUCACACUACAUAACCAGUUCGAAGGUCUUACGGUGGAAACACUAGAGGAUGAUCAAGAAGAGCUCGAGAACGUUUCACAACAACGCACGAAUCCUGCAAAGCCUGGUAAAACUGCUUCCCCAGCGACGACCAUCUACACACCUGAACAGCAGCUUCCCGAUGAUGAGUUCAUAUUGGGUUGCUUCUGCUUCUUCCAAGACUUGCAAGAUGUACGCGGUUUUCUGAAAGAAACAUGGCAGAAAUAUAAGGAUAAGCAGGUCACGCUGAUCACGGCCUCUUUGAUCACCACUGCUGCAUUGGAUUUUGUUCGGAAAUCAGAGCUGAACUUCAAGACAACCUUCUCCCAAUCAGGUGAUUAUUAUGACAUCUUUGUCGACCAAAUGUUUCGCCGAGCAUGCACAAGACAAGGACAUCCUUUCGUUGCAAGGCGGAAUUUUCGUGCAACAACCACAAAUUUGCAUGAGACACAGCCCUACGUGGAUGACAUGGUUUCUGAAGCAGAGUGGAUCAUGUUGCCAUCUUGGCAUUUGUUGAACUACAGUGCCAGAAUUUUCCUUCUUGAAGAGGAUGGGGUUCCAUGCAGAUUUCAAGCAGUUCUUGAAGCAGAGGAUCAUAUGGUAAAAGUCUGGCAGCUCUUUGCACCAAACCCGGCACCAGAAUCGGUAUAUGCUGACCGGCGGGAGCACCAAUCAUUCGAUGCGUUGUUGCUCGGCAUCGGCAUGGGAACAUUCAAAAACCAGUUUGAUAAUGUCGGAGUUGACCAAUUCAGAACCGGGUUGGCAGAAAUGUUGCAGACAGACAUGAUCCCUGCUUGGCUUGUUUUUGCCACCCAGAACUUCUUGGAUAUCCAGCACAUUCUGAAACAGGACGUUUCCAGAGGCUGGCAGGACUUCAAAUCGACAUUUGCAAUGCUUCAUGAUCGAGUUCAGCAGCAUAUCAAUCAUCUUAAGCCGCUCGGCGCAGAGAACACCGUGGAGGCUCGGGAUUGCGAAGCGUUCGAAGCUUGUCGGGAGAGGUACUUUGAGAUUGAAGUUCAAGGCCUCCAAACUGUCUUUCUGCUACAUCCUGUUGGGGCAGGGCUCCGAGAGUUCUUCACCGUCACAUGUUUCCGGCGCAUUGGGACUUAUACCGGAAACAGCAGCGAUGUAAUCUCUAUGGCCCACCUUUAUCAUGUCUCUCAGCUGCAGAGCCAGUGUGCUACUUGGCCUGACAUGGAGUUUGUCAUUGGCACUCAAACACCGGAACAUGUCUUCCUUGGAGGUCGGCCACCUACUUUCGAGCAAUGCUGGCGCAAAGUUGAGCUUUCACUGGGAUAUUCUAUGCGGAACUUCCUUUCGAGUGCGGCGCCGGACUCGAGCAUACGACGUCGAAAAACCAUUCGAAUGCUGGACCCAGACGACCUACCAAUCACCAGCAUAUUCUUCGCUAAGGGCAUGGUACCACGGGUUUCCGACAUUGAAAGAACGACGGAGAAUUUGGAAACAGUAUUAACUGCUGCUCUGCAUGGCGUCGAUCGAGCCCAGUUCAAACAAGACGAUUACGGAAAGCUUGCCAAUAGAGCCGAGCUGCUAAAACGCACCAGCAGAAAGCCAAAGGCGACCAUGCGCCAACUCCUAGUCGUACUUGAAGAGAACCUUGUGCAUGAACAAACUGCCCUGCAUUUCGACUAUUACAGCUUCCGAAUUGUUUGUUACAAGCUCUUGAAGGCCAUUGCGCAGCGAAUAAGGUCUGCUUGGAUACAUGCGACUGGGCUCGAACCGGAUGAUGGAUGCGAACUCCCUACGCAGCUCCUCACUUAUCUGAUUUUCAACAUAGCGAAUAUGAGCUUUGUGUUAUCGGUGGGUGCAGGCGUUCCGCACCUUGAAUCACGGGUACUCAACGAGGUCACCGUGAUGCUGGAAGACCACAUCAGACCGAACGGGAGUACUCUGGUGAGGGAACUGCAGCAGUUCGCGUCUGGGGCUCUCCUAUGGGCCGACUACAAAGCUCGAUUCGGCGAGCCAGCAUCGAGCCAGGAGCAAGAGUCGUCAGCGGCGCGACCAACAAUCACUUCGAUGACGGAGGAGGAAAUGCAGCGCACACGUCGCAUAGGUGACAGUGCAAACGGACUGCCUUCGCUCGAACCGAGUUAUUUUCAAGUGACGCAGAGAAGGCGUUGA